Messenger RNA from Ogataea angusta, 765 nucleotides. RefSeq lists its product as uncharacterized. The transcript has a single exon. NCBI's taxonomy places the organism in Eukaryota, Fungi, Ascomycota, Pichiomycetes, Pichiales, Pichiaceae. The record is from RefSeq and is a predicted model, not a curated record. Bases 1 to 765 code for a protein of 254 amino acids.
AUGUUUGAAGUGGCCCCUCCCGAUUACCAGAAAUUCAUUGUGUCGUUGCUGCUGGCGCUGGCCGUGCUUGUGGUGACGUCGGUGCUGUUCAACCGCAAACGCAUUUUCCACUCGUCCAAGCCCGUUUUUGUUAUCUCGGGGCCCAAAUCUAGCGGCAAAACCAACCUGUUCGAGCUGCUCACAAAGGGCGACCUGCCGGUGCUGACUGUGAGCUCUGUCGAGCCCAACAGUGCCACGCUCAACCUCGGCGCCAAGAUCGGAUCCUACGACGUGUACGAUUUUCCGGGAAACGAGAAACUCAAGUCGCUGUAUCUGUAUCCGUUCCUCAAGGAAAAACUCUCUUCCGUGAAGGGAAUCAUCUACAUGAUCGACGCGUCGCAGUUUUCCAGCGAGUACUGCACAGAGGUGGCCCAGGAUCUGAUCAGACUGUACGAGAUCACGGAAUCUGUGCCGAACGGCGUCGAUUUCCAGCUGUUCUGCAACAAAUGCGACCUGUUCACGUCGAAAAAAUGGACCACCAUAAAAUCGCUGCUGGAGUCCGAAAUCGCGCAGAUCUGCAAACGCCAGAUCCUCAACCUGUCGCAGAUAUCUGCCAAAGACGGCCAAUCCGACGAGGCCAUCGCCCAACAGCUGGCGUCGAGCUUCAGAGACGGGAAAUUCCAGUUCGAGCUGCUCGAGGGCAACACAGAGUUCGGCCAGGGCAACGUGCACAAAAAGAAGAUAGAGAUGGUCACCAAUUGGCUGCACGAAAAGGCCAUCAAUUGA